CUUCCCCCUCAGCCUCUCUUCUCCCCUCAUGUCUCUCCUGUACCCUCUUCAGGCUUCCUUCUACUUCCCUGUCUCCUCACUUCUCCAGCCCGCCAGCCUCCCCCAGCCUCCUCCGUCCGUCCGUGUGUCCCAGGUGUGCGGGAGGCAGGGAAGGACUGAGCACAGGAGACAGGAGGAGGGAGGGGGAGAGCAGGAAGCAGUUAGAGGGGAGAGGCUCUUAUUUUGACAGCGGGCAGGCAGAGCGGCUGUAGGAUCCAGUGUCUUCCCACAUCCGAGAUCAGAAACCCCAGGGAGCGGGGUUAUCAGUCCUGCGACGCCGGGAGGGGGAUCAACCUUCCCGGGGUCCCCCUCCGUUCUCUCCCGACACAUGCCCGGACAGUAAGCGAGGAAGUGCCGGGCAGCCUGGUUACAUGUCCGCCGUGCCCUGCAGCUUGGAGGAGGGGGCAGGAUGAGAGGGGGCACCACGCUCGCCUCAGCUGCGGCUCUCUCUCCCCCUCAGCCCCCUAGCUGCGGAUGCUGAGAGGGAGAGAGGGGAAGCUCGGAAUCCCCUACAGGAGGCCGGAGACACAGAGAAGAUGGGAGGCCGCAGGGGAGAGCACUGAGGAGAGGUGCGUCUUAUGGUCAGGUGCGUCUUAUGGAGCGAAAAAUACUCAGUGAACAAGCAAACGCUUAUCACUGGGCCUAUUACAGAGGGACAGGGAUAAGGUUGUGGAGAAGUACAAAGCAGAGGUGAAGUAGAAAGCAACUUUUCCCAUCUCUAGAUGUGUAUAGCUCGUAGAGACAUACCCUUGAAGGGAAAGAUGGUUCUACCAGGUUGUUGAUGUCCCUCUUAACAUCAGUGUAAUUCUCUGCCAAUCAAAUGCACCCUGAAAGCAAACUGACCAAUCAUGGGAAGGCAUCAAGCAAUGGUGGACAAUCACAGCCUGCAAAUGUGAGCCAAGGAUCUAAAGGGACAGGGCUGCUUGGCCCCAAACCCAAUCACAUGUCACCAAGUGGUGUGGGUCUAAAAACCACACAGAACCAGGGUCCAAACCAAGGGAACAGGCAAAGAGAGUCUGCUGGAGAGAUAGCAGACCAGAAAGAGCCAGGAACCCCCUCUUUGGACCCAGAACCAAAAGGAGAGUUACUCCCACGAAGUAAGAGACGUUGCGUUUUGGAACGUAAACAGCCAUACAGUGGAGACGAGUGGUGUUCAGGACCAGACAGUGAAGAGGAUGAGAAGAAUCUUGUAGUUUCUCACAACUGUAGUGUUAGUGAUUCUGCAAUAUCCGCUCCUACAGUGCCAGGAUCAGGAUCAGCUUCCCUUCCAGGACUCAAUGACUCCAGUUCUUCCAGCACAACCCAUGGGGCUAGCCAAAGCUUACAUGGAGAGGGAGGAGGGCCAGGAGGUCCAUCCAAGGCUCCCUCCCAAUACGUUUAUGUCUUCACAACAUAUUUGGCAAACACGGCAGCCGAAGCUGUUUUACAAGGCCGUGCAGAUUCCAUUCUGCUUUACCACCAGCAAAAUGUUCCUCGAGCCAAGCUGGAUGAGGAUGUACUCCAGAAACCACCCAGCACUCCAGAGACAGCAGGAGAGAAUUCUGUGCCCACGCUACCACCUUUAACUUCACCUGCACCAGCCGAUCAUCAAACAAGCACACCGAUCCAGGCUCCUCCCAGUGUCUUACAAACUGAAGCAGCAGUGGAGGAGACAAGACAAGAAUUGACCCCAAACACAGUGGGAAAUAACAAUAGCCGCCCUGCCAGUAGCCACUCCAAUCCGCCACCUGCAUCUUCUGCCCCUUUACCUGUCGAUGACCCUGGACUUCUGGAAACUACGCAAGAGACCACAGUGACACUGAACACAGAGGGUCUUUCAAGAGAGCAGCUGGAACAUCGGGAACGUUCACUUCAGACUUUGCGGGACAUAGAAAGGCUGUUACUUAGAAGUGGUGCUGAUAGUGAGUCAUUUUCAAGGCAAAACACAAGUCCAGUAGAAGGAUCUGUACCUUCUCAUCCUCCUCCUCAUGUUCCCUCAAAUCCACCAACCCCAAUAAAAAAGUACGAAGAACCCCUGCAGUCAAUGAUCACACAGACUCAAAGUUUGGGAGGUCCAGGAAUGGAGCAAGAAAUGGGAGGUCCUCCAUCAGGACCAGACAUGGGUCAUCAGAUGAGUCUUAUGAUGCAGAGGUUAGGACAAGACAGUCUUACACCAGAGCAGGUUGCAUGGAGAAAACUUCAGGAGGAAUAUUAUGCUGAGAAAAGGAGGAAGGAAGAGCACAUGACUAUACAUGGGAGGUCAGCACCUGAUUUGAUACUCCGGGGACCUCCUCCACCAUAUCACAACAAGCCUGGUGAACAGUGGGUUGGUAAUCGGUUACCUGGACCCCUGGAGGGACAGGAAGUCAUGCAAAUGAGAGGUGGAGGGAUAACAUUCCAGGGUCCAAGAUUUCCAGGUAGAUAUGGACUCAUGCAAAAUAUUCCAAUGGACACCAUGGGAACUAUGCAGAGACCAGGUAGAUGGCCUGAAGAUAUGACACCAAUGGGUGGUGGGCAAGGCAGCUUUCCACAAAGUGGAAUGGCAUACCCAGGAGGAGGUCAAGGAGAGGUGGAGAGUUUUUUAAAUCCUUCUACCCGUGAUGAGUUUUUGAGACAACAGCUUUUAGAGAAACGUUCACCUGUUAUGCAGAGACAGUUGUCAGUACCCAGUGGACAAGGCACAGAUAUGGAACGAAUGAUCAUUCAACAGCGUCCAGGUGACCCUUCUAUGUUUCAAGGAGAUGGUUUAGGUAGUGACUCUACCAUAGGCAUGGAUUUUGGAGGGUCCCGACACAUGGUAAGCCCCACCAUGGGUCGUCCAGGACUAGGCAGGGAACUGGAAUCAGCAGGAGGAAGUGGAAACCUCAAUAUGAACAUGAGUGUAAACAUGAAUAUGAACCUUAACCUUCAGAUGACGCCCCACCAACAGAUGCUACUGUCCCAGAAAAUGAGGAAUGAUCUAAUAGGUUCCCAAGCAGGUGUAGGAUCAGAAGAGAUGGUUCGGUCAGCACGAGUGCAAAAUGGCAGUGGAAUGACAGGCGGUGGCCAGAAGAUGGUAGUUCAAGAUGGUGUACCAACCCAGAAUCCUUUAUCCUUGAUGAUGUCACAGAUGUCUAAGUACGCCAUGCCUAGUUCCACCCCAUUGUAUCACAAUGCAAUUAAAACAAUUGCUACAUCUGACGAUGAUCUACUACCAGAUCGGGUUCUCCUUCCACCUGGUAGUCAGCAAGGCCCGGGGAUGAAUCCUCCUAUUUCUCUGCAUUUGAAUUUAAGUUCUGCACAAAGCCCAAUAGGAAACAUUGGUCUCCAAGGACAGCCACCACUCUCUCAUGAACCCCCUAAUUCAAUGCUCAAUUCACCUGGUCCUCCCAUGCACCCAUCAAUUGGCCCUAUUCAGACACCUUUGAUGAUUCCUUCUGUGAAUCAGGACUCUUGUUGUCCUGGUCCUGGUUCACAAAUGAUGUCCUCCAACCCAUUGGUCUUCCCACCACGUCUGCAGCCGGGUCCUCCACACAAUCCACCUUUACCACAAGGAGGUGUAAAUAAUUCCAUGCAGCAACACUAUCCAGAUGAAACACCUAAUCAACCCCGUCUGCCUCCCAGAAUAACAGAACACUACGGCCCUGGUCUUCCUGCCAUGCUCACAGACCCAGAACUAGGAGAAGUAAUCCGACCAUCACCCAGUGGUAUUCCAGAAUUUGACUUGUCCCGUAUCAUGCCAUCGGAAAAGCCAAGUAGUACUCUGCAGUACUUUCCAAAAGGGAGUACACAACCCCCAAAACCACACCCUACUAAUAUGCACCUUCUUGGCCUGCAGAAUAUGAUGGUUGAGCAACAUUCGGGUCGUUCAGGCCCAAGUCUUCCAGGCCCACAAAGAACCCUGGGAAUGCCACCUAUGCACCCUAUGGGUAGGACAGGAAUGGCACCCCCUUCUCAGACAGUACAACAGAACUUCAUGUUAAUGAAGCAGCGGAGUGUGUCAGGAGAGAUGUACCCCCAGAGUUCUAGUAUGUUGUCUCCACAGGGUGCUCUUGGUGGGCAUUUGCAUGGACAACAAAGCAUGAUGGUUGGACACCAAAUGAGACAACGGAGUGUAUCCUUAGAUACAUAUAUCCCAGGACCAGGACACUUACCAUUUUAGUGUCAGAGACUCACUAGCACCAACCUAGUUCUUCCUUUCAUAAUUCCAUUUAAAGUUGGCAUUCAAGGCUGGAAGUCUAUAGCAGCUUCCUUGGCUAAAAACAUAUUCUUUAAAAGAAAAAUGUUAAGAGGUUGUCCACUUUUGAUUGUGUCUCCUGAGCUACAGUGUGUGUUAGGGUUGGAAAACUAUAUCUUUUCAGUGCAACCUCUAAUCUUACCGGAAAUCAGAAGAUCCUUCUAAACUAUAGAUAGUUAGGUUUGGCUUUACUAUAUACCAGCAUUUUUUUUCAUGAAGUCCUAGCAGAUUUAGAUAAAAAUGUCUUCUAUGAAAGCAGAAUGUGAUGUUCUGUCACCUUGGAAGACUGUUACCUGAAGAAAACGCUAACCCAUCUAAGGGAUGAUAAGCAUAAAAGUAUUUUUCUGUAAUGAAAUUAUUGUGCUAUCUGUUUGCCUUUUCAAUAGUUCUAUCCUUUGUAAUUGUCUCAAUAAAGUCUUUGGUUGCACAUCACUAGAAUAUGCUAUCAAAGUCCAACUGGUGAGGGCUGACCACUGUGUCCAACACUGAAUGUUAUAAAUAAGUGGCAGUGAGGCAAGGAACAUUCUGUGACGGUUAACAUCUUGUUGGCCCAGGCACUUUCUGGGUGCUUCAUGCUCUCCUAUUUGAGUCAUUGGCUGACCAUUUGGCCUUAUGAUAAAGUGGACUUGAGACAAAGCUUUCCUAUCACUGCUGCCAUUUUGUUUUAGUGGUCAGACAUGGGAAGAGGUCAGCCCCAGCAUGAUUAGAUAUUGACAGCAUAUCCUUGUGUCAUAUGCCAUCUAUGUCUAAAAUAAGCCAUUAAUUCAGCAUUUUAAUUUCAUUAAUGAAUUAACAAUUUAAUUUGAUCCAUCAUUUAGCAUCAUCUGAUCAUCUAUUUCUAUAAAACUGUUUGGCAUAUAUUGUUUAUCAAUUUCUCUUGUCUUCUUUCAGUUCUGCCCCUAAUACCCUGCUCCUAAUACACAUUCAAAUUAUCUACACACUUUGGUGGUCACAACACUCUUUGGUAGUUAUUUGUAAGCUUUUUAAAAAAUUGGAUAAAAAACAAUGCAGCAUUUAGAAACUGGAAUAUUUCCAUUAUUGAUUUUCAGUAUCUGCUUUUGGAAGGCAUAUGAAUUGACGAUAUUUGCUUUACUGCUCUAGUUUUAUAUCUUGUAUCAUUUCCAUGGUUCAUUUUUCUAUUACGAACCUUUCUCAUUCUUACUUUUAUCCUUUGACUUAUGUAUUUAAAGAAAACCUGUCGGUGAAUUAGGAUUUUUUGGAAUCUGUUCACUAUCCAUCUUUGACUAGAAUGUGCAGUUGUACCCACUGAAUGGUUUAAUGAAACACUAAACUGUGGGCCAGAAGAAAUUUGCUAUACCCCAUUUCCCCCCCCCCCCCCCCCCCACCACCAAAAAAAACUGUCCUUUAGGUAUGAUUUCUUUUUGCAUUACUGAUGGCCUAAGGGGAGUUAAAUAUAUGACAAACAUUUUUAAAGAUCCCUGAUCAGUUAGUCACAUAUUUUGUAUGUCUUGCAUCAUAGCAUAAUUCAUAUAACCAUUUUCUUGCUUUUAACAUCUUCUUAGCCAAAAGCAUUUGGACACCAUGUCUAAAUAGUGAAUUUGGCCAUUUAAACCAAAUCCAUAGUGACCAAGUGCAUAUAUUCAAUUGAAGCAUCUAGACAUGCAAUCUAAUGAUAAAUAUAGGAAAUUCAAUGUCUCUAAAUAUAGCAUUGUCACAGUAUGCUUCUUGUCUAAAGGUUGACAUACACUUUAGACAAACGUUGGCCAUACCUGCCAACUUUGGCAGAACAGGCUGACUGUGUAAAGUGUAUGGUGGUCGCCUAACUCUUCCCCGACAGAUUAUGUUACAGUUCAGAAGGUUCAGGCAAGCUGCAUUUUAGCUGCCUGUCUCUUUUACUUUUGGAGAGAUAAGCUGCCAGCAGGACUGUCCAGCAGCUUACCCCUCUUUUUUUCACAGAUAACACAUGAAUGUUCGGCUGUGCUAUUAAAUGUGUAUGGCCACUUCAAAGGUGGGCUUCUUUCUGGCUGAGGUUUCCCUCUAGUGUUAAACUGGACCAGAAAACACUGCAUUUUGUGAACCCACAUGUUGAUAGUUGCCUAUAGGUCUGGUGCCUAACCCCAUUUCAGCAAACUGAGUGCAGCGGGAACACUGGCUCAUCCAUCCAACGAUCAUAUAUGUAACAACCCCCCUUCUGUUAACAAUCAGAUCUAAUUUUGUCUGAAUAGAAUAAAAAUUGUCUGUUCUCAAUUCUAUGACUACCGAGUUCUAAACAGCUUCUGGAAGCAAUGAUAGCAUGGUCAUCUAGAGUUUAUGGAUUUGGUUCACAUAAGCCUGAAGGAAAAAGCAAAUUGUGAUCAGAAAAGGGAAAUAUUAAUGUUUUAUUAUGAUAGUGCCCUGUACAUUAUGUAAAGUCCAUUGACAAGAUUUGGCCAGUUUAGUGUGGAAGAAAUUCACUGGCGCUAUAGAGCCCUGAUUUAGGCUCAUCGUCAAUUUAGUAUAAAUGAACAGCAGUGAACCUGGCAAUGUUCAGAGAGGGCUACUUGUAGUAAGAGCCUUUUACACAGGCUGACGGGCCUGAUAAGUGCCUGUCUUGAUGACAUGCGCUUGUUGCCUUUACAUGGCUCAAUCGAUUGCAGGCUGGGCCACACAGACAUUCAUUGGAUAGUUUGUGUGACCCUUAAGCAUUAUUGUUGUCUGCUGCAUAUUAUCUGAUUACACAACAUAGUGUGACCGAUAAUGUGUUUUUUGUUUGUCAGUUGAUUGCCGGCCCUUUAACAAGGGCUGAUUAUUGGGAAUUAAUCCACAUCUGUAAAAGGGCCUUUGGUGUCAGAGUUUAUGCUUUUGGCUGAGCAGAUGUGAAACUUCUAAACUUUCUGGGGUUAUCAACUUAAAGGGGUACUCCGCCCCUAGACAUUUUAUCCCCUAUCCAAAGGAUAGGGGAUAAGAUGU
Hyla sarda is the source of this 7144-nucleotide messenger RNA. It is a transcript of the gene BCL9L, whose product is annotated as BCL9 like. Gene Ontology annotation, cellular component: beta-catenin-TCF complex. The coding region runs from base 860 to 4159 and encodes 1099 amino acids. The transcript is spliced from 10 exons. Lineage: Eukaryota; Metazoa; Chordata; Amphibia; Anura; Hylidae. The record is from RefSeq and is a predicted model, not a curated record. Gene Ontology annotation, biological process: positive regulation of transcription by RNA polymerase II; negative regulation of transforming growth factor beta receptor signaling pathway; canonical Wnt signaling pathway. Gene Ontology annotation, molecular function: transcription coactivator activity; beta-catenin binding.